AUGCCACCAGAAUCCCAAGAGCUGGAGGGACGGGGAUACUGGGGGACCAAAGCCGAGUACAUCCUCACUGUGAUGGGCGCGAUCAUCGGACCUGGGAACAUAUGGAGGUUCCCCUACCUGUGCUACAGAAACGGCGGAGGCGUUUUCUUCAUCCCAUACAUCUUGUUUCUGUUUACAUGCGGAAUCCCCAUAUUCUUUCUUGAGACCGCCUUGGGACAAUACACCAGCCAGGGGGGAAUCACUUGCUGGAGAAACAUUUGCCCGCUUUUCCAAGGCAUGGGCUAUGCCAGUCACCUAAUCAUCGCUUUCAGUGCGACCUCCUAUAUCAUCAUCAUUGCGUGGGCGUUCUUUUACCUGUUCUCGUCCUUCGCUGCGGAUUUGCCUUGGGUCACGUGCGGACACUACUGGAACACAGACUCCUGCUUGGACUACAACCAUCCAAAUCAGAGCCUCAGCAUGACACCCAGACUCAACACCACUCUUCCCGUUGUGGAGUUCUGGCAGCAGCGGGUUUUGAAAAUCUCUAGUGGUAUCGAGGAUGUGGGCAGCCUGAGGUGGGAGCUGGUCUUUUGUCUUAUCCUGGCCUGGGUCAUCUGCUACUUCUGCGUUUGGAAGGGCAUCAAGUCCACCGGAAAGGCAGCCUUCUUCACAGCCACCUUCCCCUAUAUUAUGCUGUUGGUUUUGCUCAUACGUGGUGUUACCCUACCGGGGGCAGUGGAUGGGAUCAUUUACUACCUCUACCCUGAUAUCUCUCGCCUUUCAGAUCCCCAGGUGUGGAUGGAUGCUGGGACUCAGAUCUUCUUUUCUUAUGCCAUCGGCCUAGGGUUCCUAACCUCUCUUGGGAGUUACAACCCUUACAACAAUGACUGUUACAGAGACUGUUUCUACUUGUGUCUGCUGAACAGUGCCACCAGUAUUGUGGCAGGCUUCGCCAUUUUCUCUGUUUUGGGUUUCAUGACAUACGAACAAGGAGUGGAUAUUUCUGAGGUGGCAGAAUCUGGCCCAGGGUUGGCUUUCAUUGUCUACCCACGUGCAGUAGCCAUGAUGCCCAUGCCUCAAGUGUGGUCAGUGUGUUUCUUCGUCAUGAUCAUUCUGCUUGGACUGGAUAGUCAGUUUGUAGGUAUGGAGUGUUUGAUGACGUCAGUGGUUGAUCUGUUCCCAACGUACCUUCGUCAAGGCUGCAGACGUGAGCUGCUUCUGCUGGCUAUCUGCUGUACCUGCUGUCUGCUGGGACUCUCACUGGUCACUCAGGGAGGGAUUUACCUGCUCCAGCUGUUGGAUCACCAUGUCUGCAGCGGCACCACCCUGCUCUUCCUCUCCCUCUGUCAGUCUGUCAGCAUUGCCUGGGUCUAUGGUGCGGACCGUUUCUUUGGCAACAUCACUGACAUGAUUGGUUAUCGGCCGCACAUAUUCAUGAAGUACUGCUGGAGCUACAUUACCCCCCUCAUCUGUUUUGGCACCUUCAUCUUCUCUAUUGUCAAAUACUCCCCACUGAAGUUCAGUAAAACUUAUGUUUAUCCACUCUGGGCCAACAUCUUUGGCUGGUUCAUUGCCACUGUCUCCCUCUCCCUCAUCCCCCUGUUUGUCAUACAUAAAAUAAUGCAGGGAAAAGGCACUCUUCGACAGCGCUUCUUGGUGCUCUGCCAGCCAGUGAAAGACCUCCCCUUGGCUCAAAAAUGGCGUCUUGCACUGGGAACCAACGGCACCACUGCCCACACCGAGCUCAAACCUUUAUCCCAGACUGGGGAAUUCACUCAGUGA
Messenger RNA from Xiphias gladius (swordfish), 1761 nucleotides. Its product is annotated as sodium- and chloride-dependent GABA transporter 2-like. Gene Ontology annotation, biological process: sodium ion transmembrane transport. The record is from RefSeq and is a predicted model, not a curated record. Gene Ontology annotation, cellular component: membrane. Lineage: Eukaryota; Metazoa; Chordata; Actinopteri; Istiophoriformes; Xiphiidae.